CGACGUGCUAACGAGUUAGCCGGAUAGCUACAGCUAUCUGGUGUUCGCGGCGGAGGCUAUUUGUAUAUGAUAAAGAAUAAUAGUUCUGAUAAUAUUUAAUUUUAUUUUAGUUUAGUCAUCCAGGUUAAUCAAUUAUGCCCAGCAAAAAGAAGAAAUAUAACGCCAGGUUUCCUCCGGCGAGGAUUAAGAAGAUUAUGCAGACGGAUGAAGAAAUAGGCAAAGUGGCUGCAGCAGUACCUGUUAUUAUUUCGAGGGCUCUGGAGCUUUUCUUGGAAUCGCUGCUUACAAAAGCCUGUCAAGUCACCCAGUCUAGGAAUGCAAAGACAAUGACAACAUCCCAUUUAAAGCAGUGUAUUGAGUUGGAGCAGCAGUUUGAUUUCCUCAAGGAUUUGGUGGCAACAGUGCCGGAUAUGCAGGGAGAGGGGGAAGAGAACCACACUGAAGGGGGAGCAGAGAAAGUCCCACGCAGGGGUCGAAAACCAGGGUCUGGACGCAAGAACGGAGGAGCCGGCUCUAAAGGCAAGGACAAGAAAUUGUCUGGUACCGAGUCAGAGCAAGAGGAUGACUCUGAGGACAGCGAAACAGACGGGGAUGAAGAUGACGGAUCUCAGUCAAGCACAAACCUGCAGGCAGCAUCCAGGUUCCACAGCUCCAACACUCCCCUCCAGUACAUGCACAUGGGCAACAUGGUGUCGAUGGGCAGCAUGGCCCCAGCACAGCCCCAGGGCGGCAUGGCCUUCACCCCCCACCCAUCCAUGAUGAGCGUCGCACCCCCUCCCCCAGCGCCCACACCGCACAAAAACGAUGAUGACGACGAUGAGGACUAUGAUUCUUAGCUCCCUCCUCCUCUACCACCAUGUACACACACACACACACACAUAUACACACACAUUCUUUCAACUUUAUUUUUGGUUUCUUAAGUUGUUCUUAAAACAGCCGCUCAAAGCAGAGGAGGGAAAGACUCUUCAUCCCAGCCGGCUGACGGCUGGCUAAAACAGACACCUUAGACGCCGCCGUGGAAGACAGAAAACUGGUUGUAUAUUAUGUGUUUUAAUUUUCAUUUUUUAAAAGGUUUUAUUUUAUUGUAGAGGAGAAUCCAACCAGGAUGUUUUUUAACGAGUCAGUGGUUCUAUUUUGACUAAUAAAAAUGGCAGUCGUCACUGUUUUUUUGCCAUGUGCCCCGCAGACAGGAUAGGUGUGGUUUAUGUUACCUCGUAGCUUUUUUCAUUUGGCACUUUUCUUUUGUCCUCAGUAGUCGACGUUUCUAAGUGAACAUAUCAGUCGUUGUCGCUCAGACCCUCAGGUUGGCUAAAAAAGAACCAGAUACAAGUCUUAGAUAAAGCCUUAUUCUAGCCUUUAAUAUUGAUGCAAAGGCUUUAGGUGAGUUCCUUGCGACAGUUCAAGUAUUAGUAAAGAGAACUGAGUCCUGAGUCAUUGUCUUUCCCAUGAAGUGUUCAUUUAACUAUUGGCUAUGAAGCUGCGCUGUUAAGUUGUGAGCUCUACUUCCCGGCUUUGUCGCGACCUGCUAGUAGAGUCCAAUUGUCAGGCUGUAACGUAAACAAGGAAGCAGGUGUAUUUUUACUCUAGGUUAUCGAACCGCAGCGUUUUGAAUGAGUUUCUAUUUUAAUUCACGUUUUUAUCAAGACAACUGUAACGCUCCCUGACCACCGUUGUAAUCAGGUUAAUGAUUCGUUACCGCGUCUUCAAACCUUAUUCUCUUUUCUAAAACGACCUGUUAAUAUUAUUUUAUACGAGAACAAAAUUCCCCCCGAAAUCAGAAGCGUACUGUGAGUCUCGGACCAUGGCUUUGUUUUUAAAGUUGUCUCCUUCGUCCUUACCCUGGUCCACUCUAAUUUCUAUUCCGCCAACCCUCCCAUUUGUUGUUCUGUUACUCCUUUACCAUCAGCAUUAUUUGCCCCUCGUUUUAGAUUGUUUUAAACGUAUCUAUUGGAAGCAGAGAUGGGGCUCCCAUUCAUGUGUCAGUCUGAGUAUGAAAUGUUUCAGAAUAGACAGUUGAAGUUGACACUGUAUUGUAAACUUUUAACAUUCUUUUUAUUUUGUAUGGGUGAAAUAAAAUUCAUAUUUCAAUUAAAAAAAAAAACAA
Messenger RNA from Sphaeramia orbicularis (orbiculate cardinalfish), 2104 nucleotides. RefSeq names its product DR1-associated protein 1 (negative cofactor 2 alpha) (gene drap1). The transcript has 7 exons. The record is from RefSeq and is a predicted model, not a curated record. Gene Ontology annotation, molecular function: core promoter sequence-specific DNA binding; protein heterodimerization activity; RNA polymerase II general transcription initiation factor activity. Lineage: Eukaryota; Metazoa; Chordata; Actinopteri; Kurtiformes; Apogonidae. Gene Ontology annotation, biological process: transcription by RNA polymerase II. Gene Ontology annotation, cellular component: nucleus; negative cofactor 2 complex. Bases 135 to 836 code for a protein of 233 amino acids.